AUGUCUAUUACACAGAAGUCAUAUGGACCCGAAGUCUCUCAAAUAAGACCCAAAAUAGGAGCUGUUUCUUUGAUCAUCGACUCCCUCAAGGCAAAUUCGUGUAGUAAAACUCCGCCAAAAUUGACUCCAGACGAGGUUGAGCAGAGGUUGUUAUCUGAGGUGUUUUCAUCCGUGCAGGAGAAUGGAUGUGUGGUUGAGGAGAACGACCCUGAGAUCUUGGUUUCCCUCAGCGAGAAACAUGGAGACUCAUUUUUCAAUGGCUGCAUACGCCCCGUGGGAUUGAAACUCGUUGCGAAUAUCGAGUUUACCGAGACCCUGAUAAAGAAGACCUUUGAGGCUCUGAAGCGCGGUAAAUUAGAAAUAAAAACGAUUCAGACGUUCUACAAGGAUAUCUGUACUAGGUUUGUGAAUCGAACGAAGCAAAAAGUCAACAACAGGAACGGUACCACUGAGUAUGAAGCACCUUCGACAUGGUAUGAACGAAUUGACUCUAAACCGAUUGGGGGCACUAGGAUAGCUCAACUAAUCACGGAUUUCCUUGCGGCUUGCGAGGAGGUCUCUCUACCGGACAGUCGAGAGCAGCUAGUUGACCUAGUCUUGGACGUGGCACGGCGAUCUGGACCGGAAUGUUUCGAGACACUGCUCCUACCACUCCUACAACGACUUCUUCCACUUGUAGAAGGAAUGGACCAAAGGGUGUACGAGCAACUAUUUCGAGAGGUUCUAUCUCUAUACUUGCGCAGUUAUGUGUCACCAAAGCCCGAACGACCUCAGGAUUGGAAACGAUCGAUGGAUCAAGCUAUUUGCAAACGCCAAUGCGAGGAUUGCAUGACGGUGCAGCGAUUCGCUACUGCUUCCAAUGAAGAAUCGCGUAAUUUCGUGAUGGCCUACAGCCCACGAAGCCAUAUCAUAGGCCAGCUGAGUAAUCAUAAAGACCUUGAGGUAACGAUUGAUCGCACCAAAAGCCCACAUCAACUUUUCAUUCGCAAGACCGAAGGUCAGUGGCAUCACGAUGUCAAUCUAUGGAAAGGCAGAUGUAGAGAGGCACGGAAGAUGCUCAACAAUCUCGACCAGGAGAAGCUGACGGCUAUACUUGGAGAAGAGAAGCUGAAGGAGAUCGUGGCGAUGCUGGAAACGAUCAAGAAGGGUGAACAAAAUAUUCGCAUGCCUCUUGGUGAUGUAGGACAAGGCAAUCAGACGAACAAGAGGAAGCGCCCACCCAGAGAUGAGAAUGCAGAUGAUAACUUGCCCAUAUCGAAGAGGCGUGGAGAGGUCGAGAUCGUCGAUCUGUGCGAACAUUGA
Messenger RNA from Bacidia gigantensis, 1302 nucleotides. RefSeq lists its product as uncharacterized. The coding region runs from base 1 to 1302 and encodes 433 amino acids. The transcript has a single exon. Lineage: Eukaryota; Fungi; Ascomycota; Lecanoromycetes; Lecanorales; Ramalinaceae. The record is from RefSeq and is a predicted model, not a curated record.